Molecule: messenger RNA, 900 nt
Organism: Kluyveromyces lactis
Lineage: Eukaryota; Fungi; Ascomycota; Saccharomycetes; Saccharomycetales; Saccharomycetaceae
Gene: LDB16
Product: Ldb16p
Exons: 1
Coding region: 1-900 (299 amino acids)
Source: RefSeq, a predicted model, not a curated record
AUGGGCCUGCUAGCACUGGCUGAAACAUCCUUAGGGUUUAUUACGAGAAUACUGGCGACCUUAUAUCUUUAUACAUUACAGUUAAUGAUGUCUACCGUGUAUAUGAGUGUACGCACUGUACACAAGGUAGUUAUUCAUCCUGUCAAGAGGAUUAUACAUUAUGUGGUAGUGAUUCCAUCAGAAAUAAUAUUUAGGAAUCUGGCUGCACUAGUACUGCUUCCUAUUAAUAUCCCAUUGUACAUUCUCUUUGGAUCAUCUGUGAAAAGUUUAUAUCAUUCCUUCGAUGCGAAUGCGACAACUUUCGGUGUGAUUAUGCUAUCUCAAUAUGUCUUGAGUAUGCUAAUACUGGGUUUCACAUUGGGGAUAAUGACAGGGGUGUUCCUCUCAAGUUUCCACAAAUUCGUUCCUAUUCCUAAUAUUUAUUGGGAACCCUCAAUUGGUGGUUUCAUUGAAUCAAUUAAGGGCCUGCUCUUCUCUAGGCCCACAGAAAGUCCGCGGGAACACCCAUAUAGGGUACCUAUACCUCGAUUGUCAACAAAAAGACAAUCGAAUAUGCCAGAUUCCUCAUUAUACACGGAUGCCAACGUUGAUGCUGCGGCAUCUGCAGCUGUUUCCAGCAUAUUAGAAACAGCUUCGGAUCUUGACUUGGAUCUAAUGCCUCACCAUCAACCUGAUAUUGGAAAUAUGACUCCUUUGAGUCUUCCGGAUACAAAUGAAGAUAGUGACCAAGAGUUGGGUUCUGAUGAGGAUUUGUCUGAAAUGUCAAGAUUCUGGGGCAAUGAACAGGGAUAUGGAGUAGAUACGAUAAGGACAGAAAUGACAGAUGACAUAAAUCAUUUGAUUUAUAGAAACAGAAUCAAAAAAGAUGCCGAAAAUGUGGUCGAUAUACGAAAUCUCUAA